CUAGGGUGCGGAUACAAAGGAAGAGCGGCUGCCGGGGAGGGGAGGGAGCCCCCCAAACCCUGCGACUCUGCAGAUUCCUCUCGGAGGGAUGGAGCGCCUCUCAGUCGUGAGAGGCCUCUGAAAAGGAUCAUCUACUGGCGGAGGCCGCGCCUGUCCCUGUUUGCUGAGGCUCAUGGGAAAUGUAGUCCGAAGGGAGGGGGCGCUGCCUUCGGAGCAGACGUGUGAUUGGCCAGGGCGGCGUCGCCAGGGCAACGCGCGAGGGGCUGACCGCUGGGUCCGGGGAGAGGCGGGCGGGACCGCGUGGGACCACUUACCCGAAGUGGCCUCGGGUGGCCGAGGUCCCCCUUGGUGGCUCCAAGAAGACUCCCGGCACAACAAUGCCAUCCCCACUGGGCCCCCCGAGUCUGCCCUCUGUGGACCCCGAGGCCACCCUGGAGGAUCCUGAGGCAGCACGCCAGCGCUUCCGGGGCUUCUGCUACCAGGAGGUGGCCGGUCCCCGCGAGGCGCUGGCCCGGCUCCGGGAGCUCUGCCGCCAGUGGCUGCGGCCCGAGGUGCACUCCAAGGAGCAAAUGCUGGAGCUGCUGGUGCUGGAGCAGUUCCUGGGCGCGCUGCCCCCCGAGAUCCAGGCCUGGGUGCGGGGCCAGCAGCCAGGCAGCCCUGAGGAGGCCGCUGUCCUGGUCGAGGGCCUGCAGCAUGACCCUGGGCAGCUGCUGAGCUGGAUUACAGCACAUGUCCUGAAGCAAGCGGUGCUCCCGGCCACACAGAAGGCAGAGGAGUCUGUGGGGAGCUCCCACCCUUCAGGGACAGUGGAGCCCCUAAGGGCAGCCUCUGGGGAGGGGUCCAAGGAUGCCCAGAUGGAGGGGAACGCCCAGCUCAGCUGCAGUGUGAAGGAGGAGCCUGAUGGCUACGGGCAGGAGACGGCACCGUCCAGCCCCCCACAUCCAGGCCGGUCCCAUGAGGGGCCCGCUGAACAACAGGAACCGACCUCCGUGCCCUUCCAACCACCCGGGAUUCAGGAAGAAUGGGGGCUCCUGGACCCGUCACAGAAGGAGGUGUACUGGGACGCGAUGCUGCAGAAGUAUGGCACGGUGGUCUCCCUGGGUGAGGACCCCUCUCCUCCGGGUCCUUGCGCGCACCUUGCCUCCCGGCGCUUCCCAAGCCGCACCCUGGCCACCCGCCGGGACCCCCACCCCUGUCCCUCAUUUGUGCGAAUCCCUCACGCCCCCGUGCCAGGGCUCGCGCCUGAUGGGCCCCCGACCCCAGCAGGGUUGCCGUGCCCCCUGCCGGAGGCGCGCACUGAGCCGGAGCCGGAGGCGCUGAGCACCGGAUCCGAGGGAGCGAGAAGCCUCCGCCCAGGUGAGUGGCCUCCCGCUCUCCGGUGGCGACGGGGGCGGGGAGCGGGGAGCCCAGGCCGCCCCGCGCCUGGGGGGCUGCGGGCGGAGUCACCAGGCGACCUGGCUCUGCCCCCGCCCCCAGGAGGUGAGAGCGAGAGCUCCCGAGAGGGCCGGCCCGGCUGCCCGGAGGCCCCGCCGCCCGCGCGGGGCAAGCCCUACACGUGCGCGCAGUGCGGCCGCACCUUCGAUUGGAAGUCGGUGUUCGUCAUUCACCGCCGCGCGCACGCGGGCGGCCCGGGCGCCGAGAAGCAGCCGGUGGGGCCGCCCCGGCGCGCGCUCCCGGGCCCGCGCAGCUACGCCUGCGAGGAGUGCGGCCGCAGCUUCAGCUGGAAGUCGCAGCUGGUCAUCCACCGCAAGGGCCACGCCGGCCAGCGGCGCCACUUCUGCGGCGACUGCGGCCACAGCUUCGACUGGAAGUCCCAGCUGGUCAUCCACCGCAAGAGCCACCGGCCCGAGGCCCCGUGAGCGCUGGAGGGGCAGCCUCGCCGGGGCCCCGGGCCCAGCCCGCCCCUGCUACUGCACUCCGCCGCAGCCUGGAGAGCUGGAGGCCGCCCAGGGCAGAAGUCAGAGUCCCAGGAGGGACCCCCGUCCUCGCUCAGUCUCCCCCAAAAGCCGCGGCUCCCUCCUCUCCUGUCUCGCCCACCCCACCUUUCAGAGAGAGAGGCCUGGGCUCCAGUGCACCGCCGCACGGGACCAGCGGCGGCCGGGUGACUUCCAAACCCCUCCUGUGACAUGCUGCAGGCCGGUGCAGAAAGCCCAGGAGAGCACAGCCUGCUUCUGUUUGCAGGCAGGUGGAAGGCUAAAGUCUGUCCACUGUGCGUUUCAGAUUUUUAACAAAUUCCAGUUUUAUCCCGGAGAAGCUUCUGCGUAAGAAUCCUGAGCUCUGGUCUCUGGUGGUCAGAUCAGCAGCCCCUGCCCUUCCUGCCCGGCAGCUGGAGCUUCAGAGCUGCCUGCCCACGAGCAGGGUCGGUGUCCGGCUUACCUGUUCCUCGGCCACACACAUCACUCCCUGGCCUUGUCCUUCCAGCUGUCGAGUCCCAGCCUGAACGGACGUGAAGGGAACUUCUUUCCAAGUAUGGAUGGACAAGCAUGGUGUCUGAGAACAGAUGUCACUUAGGCCAUGCAUGCUGGCAGAUCAGUGAGGCACAGAGCAGGAGGGCGGACGAUCAGCUGCCUGCCGCCCACGGCAGUCCGUCUGUGGGCAUUCAAGACUUUGGCCAUUGUCCUGUAGUACUUUCCUACUGUUGCUCUAACGAACUCGGUGGCUUGAAACAACACAAAACGUACUCUCUUGGGACUCUGAAUUGGGUCUCACUGGGCCCAAUCAAGGUGUCAGCAAGGCUGGUUCCUCCUGAAGGCUCUAAGGGGGGAAUCCACUUUAAGGCUUUUUCUAGCUUGUAGAGGCCGCUGCAUUCCUCGGUGGUGGCCCCUUCCUCCAUCUUCAAAGCCAGCAGUGGAUGGUUAAGUCUUAUGCUGCCUCCCCCUUGUAAGGACCCUCAGGGUUACAUCUACGGCUCCCCUGGUCACCCGUGAUGAUCUCCCCAUCUCAGGGUCACAUCUCAUCCAUGCCCCACCUACACACCUGAUCUCAUCUGCAAAAUCCCUUCUGCAUGUGAGACAACAUUCACAGGUUCCAGGGGUUAGGACAUGGAUGUCUUUGGGGACUGUCAUUCCGCACCCUUCUCUGUCACCUUUCUGCUCUGAAAACAAGGGACAUUUUCGUGGGAGGUGGUUUCAGGGAAACAGGUGCACCCACAGAAGGAGCCCUCUGCAGCCUCAGGCUCAUGCAGGGGUGGCAGGUGGGUGUUGAGUGUGGCUGUGACCAUGGUUACUAGCAGAGGUGGGGUGGACACCUGGGCUGCGUGGGGGGGGGGGGGGACCUUGCUGCAGCCUGAAACUGGGACGGAGAGGCCUCCUUCUGGAGGACCGUCUCCUCCAUCCCCAGUCUUCUGAGGACCUUUGACCUGUCGACCACACUCAGGCCUGGGGAAGCAGAGCCAGGCUGGAGAUGGAACUGGGCACUGGUGAUCUUGUUACCGAGUCCAAGCUUGUACUGCUGGCCGCACCACAGGCCAAUAAAUUGAGAGCCGAGUUGUUGAGGCGAGGAAUAGUGACUUUAUUCAGAAAGCCAGCAGACUCGGGACUUCCCUGGUGGCGCAGUGGUAAGAAUCCGCCUGCCAACGCAGGGGACACGGGUUCGAUCCCUGGUCUGGGAAGAUCCCACGUGCCUCGGAGCAACUAAGCCCAUGCGCCACAACUACUGAGCCUGCGCUCUAGAGCCCGAGAGCCACAACUACUGAAGCCCGCAUACCUAGAGCCUGUGCUCUGCAACAAGAAAAGCCACCGCAAUGAGAAGCCUGCUGCAACUGGAGAGAAAGCCCGCGUGCAGCAAUGAAGAUCCAACGCAGCCAAAAAUUAAUUAAUUAAAAAAGAAAGUGCUUUAAAAAAAUAGAAAGCCAACAGACCAAGAAGGUGGUCACUCGUGCCCCAAAGAACCAUCUUGCCUGAGUUAAAAUUCAGGUUUCUUUCAUACUGAAGGGGGAGGGAGUAAAGUCAAACAUUUCCUGGCUCAGGUCAGCCCCGGGAGGGGAUGUGUUCAUUUCUUCUCCCUGCAGUCAUUCACAGGGGGGCCUGGUCAGGAGGUUUCCUGGGAGCUGAACAAAGGUAUUUUAGCUUAAUGCCCAUUAUACCUGGGAGGCAGGGCUCCCAGAAAUGGGCCAUUGUGUAUAUUGAAGCUGAAAGGCAACAUCCCUCCGGUGACUAUCUUGUAACAGAAUACAAAGGUGCUUCCCUGUUACAAUCUGGUUGGCAAGCAGGAAGCUUCAACCAUGCCAGGGACGCGGUGGAAGAGGACAGCAGGGCCCGAGCGCUCAGGCCAGGCCGAGGGCCCAACGUCGGGACCGCCAGGUGCUGAGGGAGAGCGGUGGGCAAUCUUCUAAUGCAAUUUUCCAUAUUUAAAAGUAGUUUACGUUCACUUAGAGAAAUCUGAAAUAUACAAGAGGGCAAAGGAGAUCUCAGAAACGACCCCUAAUGCUGCUGUCUUAUUCUCAGUGUUCACCCGCGGGGGUUUGUGUCACACAGCUUGUGAAGCUACUGUACGUUGUGAAUCGUGCUCUUCCCACGCAGCUCCCUGUGUUAUUAAAAAUGCCUGGGUGGAAAUCCCGUCUUCUGGCCGGCAGUGUUGUUCCCACCAAGCCCAGAUAGUUCCUUGCUUCCCGCCCCCCUUAGCACCCAGUGCUGUGGUGGCCGCACCUGAGCAGACGCCCCAGAUGCAACCUAGCUGUUUCCUCAAUACAGACACCCCCCAAAGUGGAAGCGGUGAGUUUUCGGGAGCAUGGGAUUUCUGUUCUUGUUUUUUCCUUUUUGUUUUUGUCUUAUAACAAAACAUUAUUUUUUUAAAUUAAUUAAUUAAUUUAUUUAUUUUUGGCUGUGUUGGGUCUUCGUUUCUGUGUGAGGGCUUUCUCUAGUUGUGGCGAGCGGGGGCCACUCCUCAUCACGGUGCGCGGGCCUCUCACUGUCGCGGCCUCUCUUGUUGCGGAGCACAGGCUCCAGAUGCGCAGGCUCAGUAGUUGUGGCUCACGGGCCCAGCUGCUCCGUGGCAUGUGGGAUCUUCCCAGACCAGGGCUCGAACCCGUGUCCCCUGCAUUGGCAGGCAGAUUCUCAACCACUGUGCCACCAGGGAAGUCCCCAAAACAUUAUUUUAUAGUUCUGGAGGUCAGGAGUCAGGCACAGCCUCACUAAGCUAAGCUCCAGGUGCGGCAAGGUUGAGUUCCUUCUGUGAACUCUGGGAGAACCCAUCCCGUGUGCUCGACUUUUCCACCCUAGAGAUGGCCUGCGAGCCGGGCUUACGGCCCUUCCCCACCUUCUGAGCCAGCGGUGGCCAGUCGGCUCUCUCCCACAGGGCGUCACCCUGCUACUGUCCUCUGCCUCCCCUUCCACCUCUGAGGGUUCUCGUGGUGACACUGGGCCCACCAGGAUCAUCCAGAACCAUCUCCCCACCUCAGGGUCAGCUGAUGGGCCAUGGGAGGGGUUUUUGCUUUUAUUUAUUUAUUUAUUUAUUUUUGGCUGCGUUGGGUCUUCAUUGCUGUGCGCGGCUUUCUCUAGUUGCGGUGAGCGGGGGCUACUCUUCGUUGCAGUGCGCGGGCUUCUCAUUGCAGUGGCUUCUUUCGUUGUGGAGCACGGUCUCUAGGCGCACGGGCUUCAGUAGUUGCGGCACGCGGGCUCAGUAGUUGUGGUGCGCGGGCUUAGUUGCUCCGUGGCAUGUGGGAUCUUCCCGGACCAGGGAUCGAACCCGUGUCCCCUGCGUUGGCAGGCGGAUUCUCAACCACUGCGCCACCAGGGAAGCCCUGGGCCAUGGGAAUUUUAAAUUCUCAUGGAUACGUCCAUGUCUUCUGGAAACGUGGGGCCCGCCUGUCUGCCUUCCCUCCAGAAGGGCUCCCUGGCAGCUAGAACGCCCUGGACUCCCGUUCUCUACCAUCUUCUCCAUCCUGCAGGCAGAACCCAAGAGCACUGUGUCUCCGUGGAUGCCAGGCAGGCUGCACCCUCCUCCCCACAGCCGCUCACGUGGCUCUCCUCUCCCGGGGACCACACCGUUGGUCACGUCUUCAUGCAUCUGAUCUGACUUCUGAAUUUUCACGUAGUCAGAUCCAUCACUGUCCUCAUCUUCCGUCGCUUUUCUUUGUUGUUGUUGUUGUUAAAUAUUUCUUUAUUUGGC
Molecule: messenger RNA, 6108 nt
Organism: Balaenoptera acutorostrata (minke whale)
Lineage: Eukaryota; Metazoa; Chordata; Mammalia; Artiodactyla; Balaenopteridae
Gene: ZNF446
Product: zinc finger protein 446
Exons: 5
Coding region: 378-1859 (493 amino acids)
Biological process (GO): regulation of DNA-templated transcription
Source: RefSeq, a predicted model, not a curated record